Molecule: messenger RNA, 1680 nt
Organism: Morchella sextelata
Lineage: Eukaryota; Fungi; Ascomycota; Pezizomycetes; Pezizales; Morchellaceae
Exons: 6
Coding region: 1-1680 (559 amino acids)
Biological process (GO): maturation of SSU-rRNA from tricistronic rRNA transcript (SSU-rRNA, 5.8S rRNA, LSU-rRNA)
Cellular component (GO): nucleus; nucleolus
Source: RefSeq, a predicted model, not a curated record
AUGCCUUCAACAAAGCCCCGAUCAGCGCUCUCAUUAACCGAGCAGCUUGCAUUACUGGAAAAUCCUGCUCCGACUGACUUCGAUCCAGAGGCUCUAGAGGAAGAGCAAUGGGAUGGUGAAGGUAGCGAUGAUUCCGAAGGUAGUGAAAACGAGGGAGAACAUACUGGAAGGGAACAUUAUGUUGCCGUAGGAAAGAGCAAAUUGCGAAAAGGGCAUCCUGUAUUACUGGACCCAAAAUACAACGGGGCCAAAGUGAGUCGCGAUAAGCUAUACGACAGUAAUGAAGACGAAGAAUCGCGAGAUUCCGCGGAUUCCGAAGACGAAGAGGACGAAAAAUCAGACGCUGAAUCAACUGGGGGUGUCGAACUCAACAGCGAGGACGAUAUCCGGGACGGUACACCACUCAGCGGCGAAGAUGACGAAAUUGAUAGCGACGAUGCAUUAGGGAGUGAGGAAGAGAAGUUCGCUAGCUUCAAAUUCAGGGGAAGUACUACAAUACAAAAAAUGAACGGUGCCGCAGGUUCCAGCGGGGAAAGUUCUGGAGACGAGGGAAACGAUGAAGUUGAUGGAGAUAAUGACGAGGAGGAAAGUAAUGAAGAGGAUGGGAAUGAAAACUCUGAUGAGGAAGACAUUGAAAUGGAAGAUGAUGAAGAGGAAGAUGAUGAAGAGGAAGAUGAUGAAGAUGAAAGUGAGGAUGAAGAUAAUCAAGAGGAAGAGAUCGCCCGGAGAGCGCAACUGCGAAAAAUGAUGGCCGAAGAGCAAAAGAAUGUGGUUAAGAGCAUCUCUAAAGCAGCAAAAGCAGACGCAGACAAAGGUUCUGCCGUUCGGCAACAACAAAAAACUUUCGACUCAUUCCUCAGUAUUCGUAUCAAGCUCCAAAAGGCUUUAAUAUCUACAAAUUCCCUACCAGAGACUCCGGCCGAGCCAGAAUCAUGGAAAGCUGCUGAAGGUGCCGCAUUAAAGUUAUGGAACAUACUUCAUGAUCUCCGUUGUGACCUCUCUGAUUCUCGAACUGGCAACAAACGAAAACGUGAUGACGAGGAUACCGUCGACACCACUACUGAAGCUCUUGCGACCAAAAUACAUCAACUCGAUCGCGAUGCUGCGCCCUGGCGGGAAACGACACUUGAUAAAUGGUCUGGAAAAACUCAAGGCGUUUCCACGGCUAACCUUGGAAAGAAAUUAAAUAACGCUGCUUCCACCCAUCGUUCCCUUGUUGCCUCAAUCAAUGAGACACUUAGCUAUGAUCAAGACCGGUUGAUUAUCCGUACUCGUACCCCACGAUCGAUGGCGCCUGGAUGUACUGAAGCCGAGCAUCCAGAGAUCUUUGACGAUGCGGAUUUCUAUCAACUUCUCCUUAAGGCCCUGGUAGAUCGACGAAUGGUAGAUGGCGGGGCGGGAGCAGGAGCAGGCGCGAUAACAUGGACAACCGCCAUGCGUGAUUCGAAGAAGAAAAAGGUCGUGGAUACAAAAGCGAGUAAAGGAAGAAAAUUGCGAUAUCAGGUGCAAGAGAAGAUUCAAAACUUCAUGGCUCCCUUGGAAAACAAUACCUGGCAUGAACAACAGAUUGAUGAGCUGUUUUCUAGCUUGUUGGGCCAAAAGGUCAAGGUCGAUGAAGAUGAAGAAGACGCGGAAGAAAAAGAUAUUGAGAUGGAUGGUUUGCGGCUAUUUAGGAGUUGA